Nyctereutes procyonoides (raccoon dog) is the source of this 3656-nucleotide messenger RNA. RefSeq names its product beta-secretase 1 (gene BACE1). Bases 354 to 1865 code for a protein of 503 amino acids. The record is from RefSeq and is a predicted model, not a curated record. Lineage: Eukaryota; Metazoa; Chordata; Mammalia; Carnivora; Canidae. Gene Ontology annotation, biological process: membrane protein ectodomain proteolysis; amyloid-beta metabolic process. Gene Ontology annotation, cellular component: endosome; trans-Golgi network; membrane. The transcript has 9 exons. Gene Ontology annotation, molecular function: aspartic-type endopeptidase activity.
CGCCCGGCCCGCGGGGCGCCGAGAAGCCCGCGGCCGCCGACGCGCCAUGCGCGCCCCUCCCCGCCGCCCGGGGGGCCCGCGCCGUGCGCUCCCGGACCGGCGCUGAGGCUCGGCGCCGCUGGCCAGAUGUAGCGGCGUCGGGGCCGUCUCCUCCGCCGCCCGCCUCCGCGUCGCUCUGCGGCUUCUCCUGCGCGAUCCCCACCGCCUGCACCGGGGCGGCCGGCGAGGGGCCUGCAGGCUCCGGAGCCCCGAUGCCCCGCAGCUCGCGCUCCUGAGCGUCCAGAGUCGGGGGCGGCGACAGGGCCGGCCGUGGUCCCGGAGGGAGCCCCGAGGGCCCCAAGGCCAGGCGCGCCAUGGCCCGAGCACUGCCCUGGCUCCUGCUGUGGAUGGGCUCCGGAGUGCUGCCCGCCCGCUGCACCCCGCCCGGCAUCGGCAUCCGGCUGCCCCUGCGCAGCGGGCUGGGGGCGCCCCCCCUGGGGCUGCGGCUGCCCCGGGAGACCGUCGAGGAGCCCGACGAGCCCGGCCGGAGGGGCAGCUUUGUGGAGAUGGUGGACAACCUGAGAGGCAAGUCCGGUCAGGGCUACUACGUGGAGAUGACCGUGGGCAGCCCCCCGCAGACGCUCAACAUCCUGGUGGACACAGGCAGCAGUAACUUUGCAGUGGGGGCUGCCCCCCACCCUUUCCUGCAUCGCUACUACCAGAGGCAGCUGUCCAGUACAUACCGGGACCUCCGAAAGGGCGUGUAUGUGCCCUACACCCAGGGCAAGUGGGAGGGGGAGCUGGGCACCGACCUGGUGAGCAUCCCCCAUGGCCCCAACGUCACUGUGCGUGCCAACAUCGCUGCCAUCACCGAAUCAGACAAGUUCUUCAUCAAUGGCUCCAACUGGGAGGGCAUCCUAGGUCUGGCCUAUGCUGAGAUUGCAAGGCCCGAUGACUCCCUGGAGCCAUUCUUUGACUCCCUGGUAAAGCAGACCCACGUUCCCAACCUCUUCUCCCUGCAGCUCUGUGGUGCUGGCUUCCCCCUCAACCAGUCAGAAGUGCUGGCCUCGGUUGGAGGGAGCAUGAUCAUCGGGGGUAUCGACCACUCACUGUACACGGGCAGCCUCUGGUACACACCCAUCCGGCGGGAGUGGUACUACGAGGUGAUCAUUGUAAGGGUGGAGAUCAACGGGCAGGACCUGAAAAUGGACUGCAAGGAGUACAACUAUGACAAGAGCAUUGUGGACAGUGGCACCACCAACCUUCGUUUGCCCAAGAAAGUGUUUGAAGCUGCUGUCAAAUCCAUCAAGGCAGCCUCUUCGACGGAGAAGUUCCCGGAUGGGUUCUGGCUGGGGGAGCAGCUGGUGUGCUGGCAGGCAGGCACCACCCCUUGGAACAUUUUCCCGGUCAUCUCCCUCUACCUGAUGGGCGAGGUCACCAAUCAGUCCUUCCGCAUUACCAUCCUUCCUCAGCAAUACCUGCGGCCAGUGGAAGACGUGGCCACAUCCCAAGAUGACUGCUACAAAUUCGCCAUUUCACAGUCAUCCACGGGCACCGUAAUGGGAGCUGUUAUCAUGGAGGGCUUCUACGUUGUCUUUGACCGAGCCCGAAAACGAAUUGGCUUUGCCGUCAGUGCUUGUCAUGUGCAUGAUGAGUUCAGGACGGCAGCAGUGGAAGGCCCGUUUAUCACCCUGGACAUGGAAGACUGUGGCUACAACAUUCCACAGACAGAUGAAUCAACCCUCAUGACCAUAGCCUACGUCAUGGCUGCCAUUUGCGCCCUCUUCAUGCUGCCGCUCUGCCUCAUGGUGUGCCAGUGGCGCUGCCUCCGCUGCCUGCGCCAUCAACAUGAUGACUUUGCCGAUGACAUCUCCCUGCUGAAGUGAGGAGGCCCAUGGGCAGAAGACAGAUUCCCCUGGACCACCUUUGGUGGUUCACUUUGGUCACAAGGAGAUACUGAUGGCACUGAUGGCCAGAGCACCUCAAGACCCUCGCCUGCCCACCAAAUGCCUCUGCCUUGACAAAAGAGAAGGGAAAGCUGGCAAGGUGGGUGACAGGAAUGGCACCUGUAGGAACCAGGAGAGGGAAGAAAGAAGCAUUCUGGUGGCGGGAAUAUUCUCGGUCACCUCAAGCCUGAGUUGGGAAAUUCUGCUGCUUGACACUUCAGCCUUGAACCUUUGCCCACCAUCCCUUUGGGUUGGAGAAUCCAACCAUUCUAUUCUUCUUUUCUUAAUUCCAGAAAUAGUGGCACCACAGCCAAGUCACCCCAGUGUGCGUCUCUCUGCGGUACCCUGGCAGAGAAAGGGCCAAUGUUGUUUCCCUGCUGGCCAAAGUCAGUAGGAGCAGAUGCACAGUUUGCUAUUUGCUUUAGUGAUAGGGGCUAUAUAAACAAGCCUAACAUUGGUACAAAGAUUGCCUCUUGAAUUAAACAAAAAAUAAUGAGACUGAAUAUUUGUACAAACGGGGGCGGUUGGAAAAGGAGAGGAGAGGGAGUGCAAAGACAGGGAACAGCUGGGAUCAGAGCUAGAAAAGGCAGAACCAUGACCACUUGCCAGUCCCAGUUUCAGACUGCAUCUCCAAGAUAGAAGCACAUCUUGUAAGAUGGGUGUUGCUUCCCGAUGUUUUCUUUUCUGUGGUUGUAGCCUGACCAAAAGUGAGUUGGGAAGGAGGGCUUACCUAGCCAAAAGCUCUUUUUAACUCUCUUAAAUGAACAGUGCUCACUAAGAAGUUCCAUCUAACAAAUGACUUUCUACCUUAAUGAUUCCACUUGUCUCUACCUGAACCCUUUACUCCACAAAUGAUAAGGUAACAUUGACAUUUCCCACCCUCACCCCAGCCCCAGGUACCCUAUGAAAAAGCAACUGGAAUAUAGCAAAGAUCCCAGGGCCGGGCUUGGUCUUCCUGCUUCCGUGUCCACCCCUGCCCCCCAAACCCUAUUCCUCUGGAGCGCUGCAGCUGAGGUGCUAGGAGGGCUAGACAGGAGGACCCCCCCCCCCUUACUUGACCCUUGAAGGCAGAAUCCUCAAGAUUCGCUCAACAGGUAUCGGUUGAUGCCUUGUGCCUCUGCCUGGAUUUCUUCCUGUUCAGCUCUAAGUAGUAGUAAGAUCUCCUUGCGAUACAGAGCAGUGUCAUCGCCUCCUCACCCUCUCUAACGUCCCCUCCAUUAACCUGGCUGAGGUACCCCACAGUGGCACUAGUAUUAUACCCAGUGUCAGAAACACAGGGCUUUCUGGCUCUAGCAUCAGUUGCCUUCAGUAAUAAGGCUGCUGGAGCAAGGCUGGCAGCCUCAGGGCUUCCGUACUUCCUUCACCACCAGAGUCCCUCGGGGGAGGCCAUCCUUCUCCCCUAUCCUGCUCUCUCCUCCCCACUCCCAAUAGUAUUUGGUACCCAGGCUGGUUCUUGGGCUAGGUAGUGGGGACCAGGUUUGUUUCCUCCCUAUCAGUUCUAACACAAUCAACUCUGAUACCAGUGUUAGUGGAAAACCUGAUUCUCCUAGUAGACCCACCAGGUCCUAUCACUAUCUUAUCACCACACUGCUUCCAGGUAUGGGACCUGCCGAGUGUGGAAUUACCUGAUGAGGGAAGGGAAGGGAAGAGAUGAGGAGGGCCUCUGGAGAUCCUGGCCUUGGCCAGCUGCCCACAAGCCAUAAACCAAUAAAACAAGAAUAUUGAAUCACA